CACAAACAUGGCUGUCCAGGUUUUCAUGGAUUGGAAAGGCAACCCCAUCAACAAAGACAAGCAUGGUGGAGCCAAAGCUGCAUUGUUCAUCUGCUUUAUGGUGCUGAUGACAAACAUGUCAUAUGCACCAACCUUUCUAAACUUGGUGACAUAUCUUCGUGGUACAAUGCAUAUGGAUGUUGCGACUGCGUCGACCACUGUGACUAACUUCUUCGGUACUACCUGCGCUUUCGCUUUGCUUGGCGGCUUCAUCUCCGACUCUUAUAUCACUAGAUUCAAAACCUUGCUUAUUUUUGCUCCCCUAGUUAUCCUUGGUUUUGUGAUGCUCACAUUACAAGCAUAUCUUCCAACUCUAAGACCACCAACAUGUGACACUUCUAGGCAACAAAGUGAUUGCAAGCAAGUCCAUGGCCCCAAAGCUAUUGUAUUGUACAUAGCCUUAUACAUUAUAGCAAUAGGUGAAGGCAGUUUAAGAGCCAACCUCCCACCAUUUGGUGCAGACCAGUUUGAUGAAGAUGAUAUAACCAAGUUGCGUCAUAAAUCUAGCUACUUCAACUGGUUAAACGUUUGCAUUUCUGGAGGAUCUGUAAUGGGUCUAACCCUAAUAGUGUGGACUGAGAACAGCAAAGGAUGGACCCAAGGUCUCUCUUUAACUUCAAUUGUUAUGUUACUUGGACUUAUAGUGCUUGCAUUUGGCUUUAAAUCCUAUCGUUAUCAGAUCCCAAGAGGCAGUCCCCUUACUCGGGUGUUACAGGUUUUGGUAGCUGCAUUUAGAAAAAGAAAUCUUCCCUCACCAGAAAAUGAAGUAGAAUUAUAUCAAGAAUCUCCCGAUGAAGAGAAAAUAGGAGAGAUACUACCACAGACAAAGAGUCUCAAAUUCCUAGACAAAGCUGCAAUUCUAAAUGGGUCAAGAGGGAAUUGGUCUCUUUGCACUGUCACCCAAGUAGAGGAAACAAAAAUCAUAAUUCGAAUGCUACCAAUCUUCCUCAGUGCUUUGCUUGCUUACAUUCCUGUACCUCAACUUUUGACAUUUACCAUUCAACAAGGAGGCACUAUGAACACCAAACUAGCUGGAAAAAUCAAUGUCUCUCCUGUCUCUCUUUUGACCAUCCCUAUACUUUUCCAAACAAUUUUCCUAAUCAUCUAUGAUAGGCUAUUUGUUCCAAUUGCAAGCAAGAUCACAGGACAUAGAACUGGUAUCACUCACUUGCAACGGAUCGGCGUUGGCUUCAUAAUAGUAUCACUAGCAGGUACUAUAGCUGCAUUGAUUGAGAGGAAAAGGAAAAGCAUUGUUGAGGAGCAAAAUUGGGUAAUUAACUCAGGAGCUCAUGUGGUGCCCAUCUCUGUUUUAUGGCUUGGAUUUCAAUUCUUUGCCAUUGUUAUCAUAGAUGUGUUUACAUAUGUUGGUUUGCUAGAGUUCUUCAAUAGUGAAGCAUCAAGGGGGAUGAAAUCACUAGGAACUGCCAUUUUCUGGUGUAUACUUGGGUUGUCAUCCUUGUUAGGCUCUACUCUUGUGGAAUUAGUCAACAAAUACACCAGAAAUAGAAGUAGGUUGGGAGAAAUUGGGUGGUUGGGAGGAAAUGAUUUGAAUCACAAUCAUCUUGAUCGUUUCUAUUGGUUGUUAGCCAUUCUUGGUCUUGUGGGGUUCUUUAACUAUUUGUUUUGGGCUAAAAGAUAUGUGGGGAGGAAAACUAAGGUUGAUUUGAGCAAUUGA
This is a messenger RNA of Telopea speciosissima, 1714 nucleotides long. RefSeq names its product protein NRT1/ PTR FAMILY 4.4-like. Gene Ontology annotation, cellular component: membrane. The coding region runs from base 8 to 1714 and encodes 568 amino acids. Lineage: Eukaryota; Viridiplantae; Streptophyta; Magnoliopsida; Proteales; Proteaceae. Gene Ontology annotation, biological process: transmembrane transport. Gene Ontology annotation, molecular function: transmembrane transporter activity. The record is from RefSeq and is a predicted model, not a curated record. The transcript is spliced from 5 exons.